Nezara viridula (southern green stink bug) is the source of this 729-nucleotide messenger RNA. Lineage: Eukaryota; Metazoa; Arthropoda; Insecta; Hemiptera; Pentatomidae. The record is from the annotation of a GenBank genome assembly.
AUGACUGAAGAAAAAAUUCCUUUUAAUAAACAACUUAGGCUUGUUACUAGAGAAAUACAUUCUGUUAGUGAUAUGUUAGUCAAUGGGAAAUUAGCUUUUGCAUUAUCUGCUAAUGAUGUUUGGGCUGAGGGUCUUCUUGUAUUUUAUGAAAUUUUUCGAUACUUGGAAGAAGCUAUGGAUCGGCAUAAAGAAGAAAAUUUGGGGAAAAUGUCAGUUGAAGGUAUACUGAGAACAGAAGCUUUCGAGAAAGAUUUAAUUCAUUACCUCGGUAGUGAUUGGAAGAAAACCUAUAAUAUUCGUCCUGCUGUUGCAAAAUAUUUAUCUCAUUUACAAUCUCUCGAAAGAGAAAAUCCAGACUAUUUGAUUGCUUAUGUCUACCACCUUUACAUGGGCCUGCUCUCUGGAGGGCAGAUAUUAAAACGUAAAAGAAUGGUGAUGAAGAAAUUCAAGUUCAGUAAAUCUUCUGAAGAAGGUGAAAAUGUGACAAACUUUGGUGACCACAAUAUUUAUAACAUGAAAUGUAACAUUGUUAGCAAUGUAAACGAAAUCGCUGAGCAUUUGGAUGAGAAAACAAAAGAUAAGAUAUUAGAAGAGAGCAAAAAUGUGUUUUUGUUGAACAAUGAGAUAAUCAACACUAUAGAAGGCACUGGAGCAAUUCUUAUGAAAAAGAUGUUAAUAUUUUUUUCUAUAUGUUUUGCUAUAAUUCUCAUUUUUUUUUAUUUUCGUUAA